Molecule: messenger RNA, 7614 nt
Organism: Mesorhabditis spiculigera
Lineage: Eukaryota; Metazoa; Nematoda; Chromadorea; Rhabditida; Rhabditidae
Source: the annotation of a GenBank genome assembly
AUGUUGAUCUUCAUCCGGCGUGGUGGCUUCGUCGAUGCCGAGAAGGAGCUUUCGGAUCAAAUGCAACUCUUAGUCGAACGGGACGGCGACAAGCUGGCUCCUGUUGCCGAGAAAGCCUUGAACGAAGCCGAAGUCUCUCUGCUCCACCUGCAGCAGAACAUCGACAUCCCAGAAAUCAACUUGGUCGUCAACCAGCAUAUUCUCGCGGCCAUCCAAGCUCAGGGUCGGAAAGCGAAGGCUGAUGACCUUGGAAACAUGAUAGAGGACUCGCUCUUCUUGAACACUCUUCAGAGCGGUGUUGGGCGCUGGAUCAAGGAAAUCCAAAAGGUUACCAAACUUGAGCGUGAUCCUGCUUCCGGCUUCUCGCUGCAGGAAAUGAACUUCUGGCUAAACCUGGAGCCUGCCCUACAGAAAAUGCAAGAAAAGAGAGAAUGUGAAGAGAUCCAGUUGACUUUGGAAGUGUUGAAGGCUGGCAAACGUUUUCAUGCGACCGUCUCCUUCGAUUCCGAUACAGCUCUUCGUGAGGCUAUCGGCAACGUGUUUGGGCAUCUGAAGAAGCUACGUGUCACGAAAUAUCCAAUUGCCCGUGCCCUUCGCUUGAUUGAAGCCAUUUCGCGAGACGUCAAUGCCCAGAUGAGCAAAAUCCUCAGCAUCCGUCGCCUGAUGCACAUUUCUAUGAAAGAGUUCGAUCAACUGAUGAACGAUUGUUUCAAGGAGCAGCAUUCUGAUGCGCGCGAGACGGUCAAAAAGAAGCGGGAAGAAACGUUGAGGCUGACUUUCAAGCCGAAUCUCGUGCAUAAGAAGCUCGAGCAACGGCUGGCACAAAUCAAGGCUUUCCGCCGCCAGCACGAGCAAUUCCGUACCGUUAUCGAACGCGUCCUGCGAUGCCCGAAUGCCAUCGACGGAGUCGCACAGUUGAAUGCUGGCGCUGGGACGGUUACUGCUGCCCCUACGGCUGUCGAACAAAUUGACCGGGCUUACGAAUACGUCAAGGAGGUCGAUUGCUUGGACGUGACAGCCGAAGGGACUGUGGCUUAUGACGCUGCUCAGAUCAGAUACGAGCAAGAAGUUCAACGCGUCGAAACAGACAUCACCGCCUGGCUUCGAGGACAACUUGGCGCUGCCAAGAACGCAAAGGAGAUGUUCAGCAUUUUCUCGCGCUACAACGCGCUUUUCGUCCGGCCGAACAUCCGUGGAGCCAUUCGCGAGUACCAGACGCAGCUCAUCGACAAGGUCAAGGAAAAUAUUGCUGAGUUGCAAGAGAUUUUUGCGACCAAAUACAAUGAUAACUAUCGCCAUGAACAGCUGACGAAACGCCUCGACAUUCAGCCGCUGUCUUGUCGCAUAAUUUUCGUCAAGAACAUCGAGAAUAAGCUAAACGACUCAAUGAAGAGGGUCGAAGAUGUCCUUGGCAAGGGAUGGGAAGGCCAUGUUGACGGACAACAACUCAAGAAGGAAAGCGACAUGUUCCGUCAGCGUCUGAACAUUCAACCGAUGUACGAUGACUGGGUCAAAAGCACAAAGGAGAAGAAUCUAUCCGCUUCCGGGAAAUUGCUUACAAUUGACAAACGCAACCAAGACGGCAAACCGGUUCUCCAACUCAAGGUCAAUUUCCGCGACGACAUGAUUCAACUGCAUAAAGAAGUGCGCUAUCUGAAGACUCUUGGCCAGCGCAUACCACUUCAAAUCGUCAAUGCAGCACACCAAGCUGCUCAAAUGAAUCCGAAUCUGUCCGGACCUACUAUUGUCGAAAAGAAAUUGGCCGAUCGGAAGGAUAUCGAAACCUUGAUUGCCUCAUCCAAGAAGGAAGUGCAGAUGAUCAUUGCUGAAAGCCUGCAAUUGAACUGGGAUUCGUGCAAAUUGGAACAAUAUGUGACGCGCUUCAACACUGCGGUCAGCAAGUAUAGCGAAAAGUGCGAAGAGCUGUUCGACAUAAUCUCUCAAAUCGAUGGAGCUCUCGCUGCGCUUGAUUCUUGCCCCUACACGAUGGAGAAGAUAACUGAGCAACUUCGAAUUGUCCAGGAGAAUGUCGACGUUUUGGCGCUUGGAAGCUACUCGAACCUGCAGUGUUGGUCUGCUGAUCUGGAUAAAAACAUCGAACAAAAGCUCUCCCGGCGUCUCGAAGAAGCCAUGCGCAUUUGGGCCUUGGUCUACAACAAAUCUCCCCCCUCGAUCGAGCAAGUCCGAGCGAGGCUUUGCGAGCAACUUUUCGAGUGGCAAGCUGUCGUGACUGCGCAGAAACGUAUCUCGCGCACACGUUGCCAGCUCGCAAUGAACGCCGACAAUGUGGAAGCCACCUACAAAGAUAUCUUCGGCGCUUUGCUGAAGGGCCUAACCACUCUGGAAGCUGCGUAUAAGACUGUCGACGCAGUCAUGACGAAGGUGGAGGAGUAUGUGGGCGAAUGGAUGUGCUACCAAGCGCUCUGGGACUUGCAAGCUGAAGUGCUUUACGAUUCACUCGGUGAUGACCUAACCCGCUGGAUGCGAACUUUGGACGAAAUUCGCAAGAACCGACGCAUCUUUGAUACUACGGAUGCUCGCAAAGAUAUCUACCCCGUUGUCAUCGAUUACACCAAGGUUCAAGGAAAAGUUUCCUCCAAAUAUGACAACUGGCACAAAGAAGUCUUGCAAAAGUUUUCUGCUGCCCUCGGCCAGGAAAUGCAGACCUUCCAUGGACAGGUCUCCAAGUGGCGCUCGGAUCUGGAAGGGCAAAGCGUCGAUUCGGGAUCCACGACAGACGCUGAUCAACUCAUCACCUACGUGCAGGGCUUGAAGAAGCAAACGAAGAUUGGUCAGGAUCAGGUCGACAAGUUCCGGGCUGCUCAGCGACUGCUCAACCAGCAGCGCUUCCAGUUCCCCAACCAAUGGCUUUAUGCCGAGCAUGCUGAAGGAGAAUGGGAUGCUUUGCAAGAUCUGUUGCUCCGAAAAGAUUCUGCUAUUCAAAGCCAGGUCGCCAAUCUGCAAACGAAAAUCAAAGAAGAAGAUGAGCUUGUGGAAAAGCGCACCAUCGAGGCCCUUCAAGACUGGGAAAGAUCGAAACCCGUCGAAGGAGGCCAGCGUCCAGCCGUUGCACUUGAACAGUUGGCGGCGUUCGAGCAGAGGCUUUGCAAGUUGCGUGAUGAUCGGGACAAGAUGAAGAAGGCUCGGCUAGCCCUUGACCUCGCUGAGACCACAGGAGUUCCAACUGAGGCUGACAAGUUGUCGAUUGCGGUGGAAGAGUUGGGCGACCUGAAGGGCGUUUGGGAGGCGUUGAAACCAGUCUAUUCGGAGAUUGACGAAAUCAAGGAGAAGACAUGGCUCAGCGUCCAACCGCGAAAACUUCGGCAGAACUUGGACGAGUUGUCACAACGGUUGAAGGGAUUGCCCGUCAAAUACAAGACCUAUCAGAGCUACGAGAAGGCCAAGGAUAUGCUCCAAAGUUAUGGAAAGGUGAAUCUACUGAUUGCCGAGUUGAAAUCUGAGGCUCUGAAAGAGCGUCAUUGGCGUCAACUGAUGAAGGAGCUUCGUGUCACUUGGAAUCUGCAAGAUUUGACUCUUGGACAGGUUUGGGAUGCCGAUGUGCAACGUCACGAAGCUGCCAUCAAAAAUAUUUUGACCGUUGCUCAGGGAGAAAAUGCCUUGGAGGAGUUCUUGAAGCAGCUGCGUGAAUACUGGCUUGCCUACGAGGUCGAAUUGAUCAACUACCAAAACAAGACGCGCAUUAUCAAAGGAUGGGACGAUUUGUUCAACAAGCUGAAGGAACACCAGAACUCCUUGGCGGCCAUGAAACUUUCAGCCUACUACAAGCCAUUCGAGGAAGACGCCCUCUCCUGGGAGGACAAGCUCAACAAGAUCUCCUCAAUGUUCGACGUGUGGAUCGAUGUGCAGCGGCGUUGGGUCUACCUUGAUGGCCUGUUCAGCGGUAGCGCGGAGAUCGCUUCCUUGAUGCCAAAUGAGAGCUCCCGUUUCAGCAGCAUCUCUGCCGAAUUCCUGGGUCUGAUGAAGAAAGUGAUUGCUUCUCCGCGAAUCUUGGAUAUUGACAUGAUGCAAGGUGCACAGCGACUUCUGGAACGGCUCGCUGAGAUGUUGGCCAAGAUUCAGAAGGCGUUGGGUGAAUACCUGGAGCGAGAGCGCUCGUCAUUCCCCCGGUUCGACUUUGUCGGCGACGAAGAUCUUCUGGAGAUUAUGGGCAACAGCAAGGAUAUUUCUCGCCUGCAGAAACAUUUGAAAAAGAUGUUUGCUGGAGUAACAGCCGUCACGAUCACCGAGGAAGACAAACGAAUCACCGAGAUGCACAGUCGGGAGGGCGAAACUGUCGUUUUGUCAUCUCCAGUUGCGACUCAAGGCGUUCGUAUCAAUGAAUGGCUGCAUGCGGUUGAGAAGGAAAUGCGAACCACUUUGGCCAAGUUCCUGUCGAACGCCCUCAAGGAUUUUGCAAUGAUCGAUGUCGACACCGUCUCUCAUGCCAGCUACAUGGAAUUCCUCGACAAGUAUCCCUGCCAGCUCAUUGGUCUGGUGGCGGAAAUCUGGUGGAGCAACCAAAUGGAGAAUGCUCUGCAGCAGGAAAAAGAUGCCGCUGAAGUGGAAAAGGUUGUUUCGAAGACCCUCGCCCUGCUUGCCGACAACGUACUGAAGGAGCAACCGCCAAUUCGCCGUCGGAAAAUUGAGAUGCUCAUCACGGAGCUUGUCCACAAGAGGAAUACUUCAAGGAGGUUGCUACAGCGAGGCGUGACAUCCACCAAUGAUUUCGAAUGGGCUCAGGCGAUGCGAACAGCUUGGCGACCCCGGAAAAAUGCUGCAUUGUCCGAACGACUGGUUCGUACGCCCCUCACUGAUCGUUGCUUCUUGACGAUGACCCAGGCUCUGCAUUCAAGACUGGGAGGCUCGCCCUUCGGUCCGGCCGGUACCGGAAAGACUGAAUCAGUCAAGGCUCUUGGACAUCAACUUGGGCGCUUUGUCCUCGUGUUCAACUGCGACGAAACUUUCGAUUUUCAGGCAAUGGGCCGCAUCCUUGUCGGUCUCUGCCAACCGGAUCGACAGCUCAUUGCUCAAGUUAUGCUCUUCUCACAGGGCUUCAGGACAGCGGAAGUGUUGGCGAACAAGAUCGUCCCACUAUUCAUUCUUUGCAAGGAACAACUUUCUGCGCAAUGUCACUACGAUUUCGGACUGCGUGCUUUGAAAUACGUGCUCGUAUCGGCCGGAAACAUAAAACGUGAGAAGCUCAAUCAAGUCGGCGCCGCUGCCCUCGAAGAUGUGGCCGAACAACAGAUGCUGAUCCAAUCCGUCUGCGAGACCAUGGUGCCAAAGUUGGUGAAUGAAGACAUUGCCCUGCUUUUCUCCUUGCUCUCCGACGUAUUCCCAUCUAUCCAAUACGCACCAAACGAGAUGACCGAUCUCCGCGAGAAGCUCUCCGAAAUUUGCUCGGCUCAAAUGCUUUGCUAUUCAAAUCGGACCGGCGAGCUGGGAUCGGCCUGGGUGGAGAAGGUGCUGCAGCUCUACCAGAUCACAAACCUGAAUCACGGUCUCAUGCUUGUUGGUCCGUCCGGUACCGGCAAAACGACUGCUUGGAAAAUGUUGCUGAAGGCGCUGGACAAGCUGGAGGGAGGUGAAGGCGUUGCGCACGUUAUCGAUGCGAAGGCCAUGUCGAAAGAUUUCCUGUAUGGAUGGAUGGAUCAGAACACGCGUGAAUGGACCGACGGUCUUUUUACUUCCAUUGUCCGCAAGAUUAUCGACAACGUGCGCGGAGAGCUCGACAAACGACAGUGGAUCAUCUUUGAUGGCGACGUCGACCCGGAAUGGGUUGAAAAUCUAAACUCGGUCCUCGACGACAACAAGCUGCUCACCCUACCCAAUGGAGAACGACUCGCCAUUCCGUCAAAUGUUGCUGACCUCCAAUACGCGACCCUAGCAACGGUGUCACGUUGCGGAAUGGUCUGGUUCAGCGAAGAAGUUGUUAGCAGCGAAAUGUUGUUCUCCAACUAUCUGAAGACGUUGACCAAUAUCAGCCUGGAAACCGAGAGCGCCCCGGCUACUAUCGCGAUGACCCUGCAGCUUCAAAAGACCGCUGCCGAGUUCCUGCAGCAACAUUUCAGUGCGGACGGACUUGUGCCACUUUCUCUACGAUAUGCCCUGACCAACUGCGAGCACAUCAUGGUGGCGACAUCCCAGCGUUUGCUGUCCUCCUUCUUUGCCAUGAUGAACUACUCAAUUCGCGUGAUGGUGCAGGCCAAUGCCAUGAGAGAAGAUAUCCCAUUUUCGCACGAUCAAGUGGAAGCGUAUGUGGCCCGAUCUAUGCUGGCGAACAUUGUCUGGGCCUUCUCCGGUGAUGGGCGUCUAUCGAACCGUGAGGCCUUGAGCGAGCAUAUCCGCAAAUCCACAACGCUACCCUUGCCUCCGAAUGCCCAGGCGCCGAUCAUUGAUUACGAAGUCACGUUGACUGGUGAAUGGCGCCCUUGGAUCGCCAAGGUGCCGAAAAUGGAGAUCGAGACUCAUCGUGUCGCCGCCGCCGAUCUGGUUGUGCCCACGGUGGACACAGUUCGCCACGAAAUGCUUUUUUCGGCUUGGUUGAGCGAACACAAGCCAUUGGUGCUAUGCGGCCCGCCCGGAUCCGGUAAAACGAUGACACUUCUCGCUGCGCUUCGCUCUCAACCCGACAUGGGUGUUGUCAACGUCAAUUUCUCGUCGUCCACCACGCCGGAAUUGCUGAUGAGAACGUUUGAUCACUAUUGCGGAUACCGACGAACGCCCAACGGCGUCGUGCUCGCUCCUUCGCAGCUUGGCCGUUGGCUGGUGAUAUUCUGCGACGAAAUUGCCGUCACCCGACAAGCACGGAACGCAGCGAGUUAUCUCAACGGUUUCUACCGCACAUCCGACCACUCAUGGGUUUCCCUGGAGCGCAUUCAGUUCGUUGGCGCCUGCAAUCCACCAACCGACCCUGGCCGACACCCAAUGACGCUUCGGUUCCUUCGCCAUGUUCCUGUCGUCUACGUUGAUUACCCGGGCAAGCCAUCGCUUGAGCCGAUCUACGGCACCUUCAACUUCGCAAUGCUUCGCAUGGCUCCAGCUUGCCGCUCGAUUGCCGAUGCGCUCACCGCAGCUAUGGUCGAAGUCUAUCUGGCCAGUCAGAAACAAUUCACGCAAGAUCAACAGCCACACUACGUCUACUCGCCUCGUGAGCUGACGCGCUGGGUCCGCGGUAUCUGCGAAGCAAUCGCUCCGCUCGAUAAGGUCAAGCCAGAAGAUAUCGUUCGACUUUGGGCGCAUGAGGCUCUGCGAUUGUUCCAGGACCGCCUGGUGACCGAAGAGGAGCGCAACUGGACGGAUGACCUCAUCGACAGCACAGCCGAAAAGUACUUUGCCGGCGUCAAUGUCAAGACGGCCUUGAAGCGACCGAUCCUCUACUCUUGCUGGUUGAGCAAGCAAUAUCUCCCCGUGACUCAAGAAGCGUUGCGACAAUACGUGAAAGAGCGGCUGAAGGUAUUCUACGAGGAGGAACUCGACGUCAGGCUCGUGCUCUACUACAAGAUGCUCGACCAUGUCUUGCGAAUCGAUCGUAUCUACCGGCAACAACAAGGACAUCUUCUGCUGAUUGGUACCAGUGGUUCGGGCAAGACUACGCUGUCGCGUUUCGUUGCA